Molecule: messenger RNA, 1001 nt
Organism: Bradysia coprophila
Lineage: Eukaryota; Metazoa; Arthropoda; Insecta; Diptera; Sciaridae
Source: RefSeq, a predicted model, not a curated record
UAAAAAAGCGCACACAACCAAAUAUUUGUUUUUAUACACCGCAACCUAACCAAGUUAAUAGCACAAAAAAUGUUGCAGAUUGUUAAUUCCUUAAAGAUUAUUCCCAAAAAGCAUUGUAAUAUGCCACUUUUACAUAGAUCAUUAACGUCUUAUGAUAUACGUAAUCACUUUCUGGACUACAUCAUCAAAACAAGCGAUCCCGCAAUCACUGGAUCUAACUUCCGAAAAGUAUUUGAUAGGAAAAAAUCAGCUUGUAGCGAAUCUGUUAAUUUGGAGCGACAUGCAGCCAGUAAGCCGACCGACAUGAGAAAAUCUGUAACUAGUAGUCAUUAUUCUAGUAUUAUGCUAAUGCGUCGAAACUGGUCACUUGGUGAUUAUUUUGAGAAAGGAAUACUUGGAUUAGCUGUUAAUCUGUUCAAGGGCCAAUGCCAAAACACUUCUUCCCGCUUGUAUGGGACGUAUUUCGCGGAUGGAAAUGAACCUCUAAGAGAUUUCAUCGACAUUGAAAUGAAAAAUGUACUUGAAAACAGUCCCAAGGAUACGCAUCCAUUUAUCGUACAUUUUUUAACAUGUGCCACUCUACUGAAAUCGGUCAAACUUCAAAAGGCCACCCGGCUCUGCACCGAUCGACCAAUACUGGUUUUAAGUUCGACAGACAAUCAAAUCAAGGCCCGUUGUUGUGUACCUCGAAAUUUCGUAACCGAUAAGUUUUCAGCACAUUUAUGGUUGAGUACGGUUGCAAAGGCUUUCCAAACCGAAAUCUGUUCGUCACCGAACGAGCUAAAUAUUGAUGAAGUCUGCCAUAUAAAGCCAAAAGAGUUAACUUCCGUUGUAUUUGAUGAACUAAUUGAAACGGCUAUACUUGAAGCAGAAAAGUUUGCCGUAGUUAAUAUGUGAUACAUUCGUUCUUUGAGUUCGAAAAGUUUAUGAAUUCGGUAUUAAGUCGAGAGUAUUUUUUAUCAUCGAAAAAAGGAGAAAAUAAAAUUUGUUUAUUUUCUCAA